This is a messenger RNA of Eremothecium gossypii ATCC 10895, 516 nucleotides long. It is a transcript of the gene RPB7, whose product is annotated as DNA-directed RNA polymerase II subunit RPB7. Gene Ontology annotation, cellular component: RNA polymerase II, core complex; P-body. The record is from RefSeq and is marked provisional. NCBI's taxonomy places the organism in Eukaryota, Fungi, Ascomycota, Saccharomycetes, Saccharomycetales, Saccharomycetaceae. The transcript has a single exon. The coding region runs from base 1 to 516 and encodes 171 amino acids. Gene Ontology annotation, biological process: DNA-templated transcription; transcription initiation at RNA polymerase II promoter; positive regulation of nuclear-transcribed mRNA poly(A) tail shortening. Gene Ontology annotation, molecular function: translation initiation factor binding; single-stranded DNA binding; single-stranded RNA binding.
AUGUUCUUCUUCAAGGACCUAUCGCUAAAUAUCACGCUGCAUCCGUCGUACUUCGGCCCACGCAUGCGCGAGUACCUGAAGACCAAGCUGCUGCAGGAGGUGGAGGGGACGUGCACGGGUAAGUUCGGGUAUAUUUUGUGCGUGCUGGACUCGGAAAACAUCGAAAUCGAGCGGGGACGGAUCCUGCCCACCGACGGGUCGGCCGAGUUCACGGUCAAGUACCGGGCAGUGGUGUGGAAGCCAUUCAAGGGCGAGGUGGUGGACGGCAUCGUGUCCAGCUGUACCAACCUGGGCUUUGAGGUGGACGUGGGCCCGCUGAGCGUGUUUGUGUCGCCGUUCCUGAUGCCCGAGGACCUGACGUUCAACAGCGGGUCGAACCCGCCGUCGUACCAGUCGUCGGAGCAGAUCAUCACCAAAGGUUCGCGGGUCCGGCUGAAGAUUGUGGGUGCGCGUAGUGAGGUGAACUCCAUCUAUGCGAUAGGGAGCAUCAAAGAGGACUAUCUCGGUGUCAUUUGA